AUGAUUUACCAAAGGCCUCCUUCAGAGUCCUGGCACAAGACGCGCCAAGACAAAAAGGCCCCCAGCGAGGCUGAGGACUCGAGGUGUGCGAUUCCGAGGAAAGCGCCAGAGUGGCCGGCAUGGGUGCGCUGCGUGUUUUUGCAGAGGGGGGAAAAGAGGAACAAGGAGACUGCUGAUCGACAGAACAAUGUGUGCUCAGCCGAUACCACCUACCAGGUGCCAACCAUCGGCAUAGCAGCGCUUUUACACAGCCGCGAGGCCAGCGCGCCAAAGUUGAACAGCGAUGUCAAUGUUGGAAGCGAUCAUUCAUAUCUAAAGAAUUGA
This is a messenger RNA of Gaeumannomyces tritici R3-111a-1, 324 nucleotides long. RefSeq lists its product as hypothetical. Lineage: Eukaryota; Fungi; Ascomycota; Sordariomycetes; Magnaporthales; Magnaporthaceae. The record is from RefSeq and is a predicted model, not a curated record. The coding region runs from base 1 to 324 and encodes 107 amino acids. The transcript has a single exon.